Messenger RNA from Clunio marinus, 1032 nucleotides. The record is from the annotation of a GenBank genome assembly. NCBI's taxonomy places the organism in Eukaryota, Metazoa, Arthropoda, Insecta, Diptera, Chironomidae.
AUGAAAUGCUCAUACCCACCACCAGGGUGUGAAAAUGCUCAACCUUCUCCUGGUGUUUGUUGUCCUGAUUAUCAGGCACUCGUUUCACCAGUUACUAAAAAUAAGAACAUUCUCAUUUACAAUAGCUCCAGCAUUAUCGAUAGCUUAUUUUUGACAGAAUUCGCAUGCCCCCCACAACCAGGAUGCGUUUAUCAAAAUGUUCCUCGUAAAUUAUGCCCUGAGUUAUUAUAUUGUGGUUGUAUGGUUGAUGGCAUAUUGUACUCAUUUGAUUCUGACGUUCCUCAUGACGAUCCAUGUCGUUCUUGUUACUGUGAUUAUGGAGCAGUUUAUUGUGAGCGGAAGCAAUGCUCAUAUCCACAAGAAGGAUGUGUUUAUCAAAAUAUUCCUGGUCAAUGUUGUCCUGAGUUAUCAUAUUGUGGCUGUAUGGUUGAUGGAACAGUGUAUGAUUUUGGAUCCUACAUUCCUGUUGAUGAUCCAUGCAGUGUUUGUUUUUGUGAUAAUAUUGGAGAUAUUGGAGAAGUUUCUUGUGAGCAGAAGGAAUGCUCAUACCCACCACCAGAAGGAUGUGUUUAUCAAAAUGUUCCUGGUCAAUGUUGUCCUGAGUUAUCAUAUUGUGGCUGUAUGGUUGAUGGCACAGUGUAUGAUUUCGAAUCCGAAGUUCCUAAUGAUGAUCCAUGCCUUUCUUGCUACUGUGAUUUCAAUGGAGAAGUUUCUUGUAUGCAGAAAGAAUGCUCAUCUCCACCACCAGGAUGCGUUUAUCAAAGUGUUCCUGGUAAAUGUUGUCCGGAGUUAUCAUAUUGUGGUUGUAUGGUUGAUGGCACAGUGUAUGAUUUUGAAUCCGACGUUCCUGAUGAUGAUCCAUGCAAUUCUUGUUACUGUGAUUUCAAUGGAGAAGUUUCUUGUAUGCAGAAGGAAUGCUCAUACCCACCACCAGGGUGUGAAAAUGCUCAACCUUCUCCUGGUGUUUGUUGUCCUGAUUAUCAGGCACUCGGUUGUGAAACUGUAGAAACUCCAGAAAUUCCAGCUCCAUAA